Dicentrarchus labrax (European seabass) is the source of this 1830-nucleotide messenger RNA. RefSeq names its product v-fos FBJ murine osteosarcoma viral oncogene homolog Ab (gene fosab). Gene Ontology annotation, biological process: regulation of transcription by RNA polymerase II. Bases 176 to 1318 code for a protein of 380 amino acids. Gene Ontology annotation, molecular function: DNA-binding transcription factor activity, RNA polymerase II-specific; RNA polymerase II cis-regulatory region sequence-specific DNA binding. The record is from RefSeq and is a predicted model, not a curated record. Gene Ontology annotation, cellular component: nucleus. Lineage: Eukaryota; Metazoa; Chordata; Actinopteri; Moronidae. The transcript is spliced from 4 exons.
CUCAGAGUUGGCAUUCAAACUUUCAGUAGCACACCAGCGACAAGAGAAAAGGAGAUCGAGAGCGGAACUUUAGAGUUUCUCACAAUCCCACUAAAAGGAUUUCCUCAUCUCAAGGGUUACAUUAACCCCUCAGCAGAGUUUGCUUGGAUCUUCCUUACUUUUUUUUGGAGUAACGAUGAUGUUUACCGCUUUCAACACGGAGUGCGACUCUUCCUCCCGCUGCAGCACCGCUUCCCCGUCCGGGGACAACCUGGGAUACUACCCGUCACCAGCCGGGUCUUACUCCAGCAUGGGAUCACCCCAGUCUCAGGAUUUCACUGACCUGACAGCAUCAAGUGCCUCCUUCAUCCCCACUGUCACAGCCAUCUCGACAAGCCCAGAUUUGCAGUGGAUGGUCCAGCCUUUGAUCUCCUCGGUGGCCCCUUCUCACAGAGCUCACCCCUACAGCUCCAGCCCCAGCCCCGCCUACUCCAGACCAGCCAUGAGGUCUGAAGCCUCCAGGGCUCACAGCUCUACCAAGAGGGGCAGAGUUGAACAGAUAACACCCGAGGAAGAAGAGAAGAAAAAAAUUCGCAGAGAGAGAAAUAAGCAGGCAGCAGCAAAAUGCCGCAACAGGAGGCGGGAGCUUACAGACACUCUGCAAGCUGAAACUGAUCAGCUAGAGGAUGAGAAGUCCAACUUGCAGAAUGAUAUUGCUAAUCUUCUGAAGGAGAAGGAAAGGCUUGAGUUCAUUCUCGCUGCCCACCAACCCAUCUGCAAAAUCCCCUCAGAGCUGGACACAGACUUCUCAGUGGUCUCCAUUACUCCUUCCCACCCCUGCCUCUCCACUAAGGUGUCCACCCAGUCACAGACCACCAUCCCAGAGGCAUCCAUUAUCACUUCCAGCCAGCCAACCUUCACCUCAACCUCCAACUCCAUCUUCUCAAGCAGCUCCAUCCCCUCCAUCGCCACCAUCUCCAGCAGCACGGUCAAAAUGACAGACCUGGACGCCUCCGUCCUGGAGGAGUCUCUGGAUCUGCUGACAAAGACGGAGAUGGAGACGGCGCGGUCAGUGCCAGAGGUUGACCUGUCCAACUCACUCUACACAACUCAGGACUGGGAGGCCCUUCACGCCUCAGCCAAUAACAAUGACUUUGAGCCACUGUGCACGCCUGUGGUGACCUGCACACCAGCCUGCACCACCUUUACUUCUUCUUUCGUGUUUACCUUCCCAGAGGCGGAGACCUUCCCCACUUGUGGCGUCGCCCACAGGAGAGGAAGUAACAGCAACGACCAGUCCUCUGAUUCCCUCAGCUCACCCACCCUGCUGGCCCUUUAAAGACGCCUCCAAAAACAAUAAUACUUCCUUUCAAGCACAUUUUAUUGAUGUAUGAGAUAGAUGUGCAGAUCACAGGGCUAUGGAAUGGACAGGAAGCAAAUUAUUUCUGAUUUUAUUUGCCUUUAUCUAUACUUGCCUAUUACACCAAUGUAGCAAGUUAAAAAGCAUGUUUUAACUAAUACAACCUAGUCGUUUUAUGAGUUCAUAUAUGAUUUUAAUGGUGCUAGAUAACAAAACUUAUUGUAGUGUUGUGUUUUCAGAGCAAUAGUUAUUAUUGACCCAGUUUGUUUUCUGGUUGAUGGAACGUGAGAGUAAUUGUGAACUUGUUUGUGAAAUUUUAAAAACUGACGUACUUUGUCUUAACCAUGGUCUGAGUGGUCUAUCUUAGUCUGAAGUUUUCUGUGAAAACAUUAGUGGUUUUAAUUUAUGAAAUUUAUUUUUUUACAGAGAGAGUAAAGAUGAAUGUUGUUUGUAAGACAUGUAAAUAAAACAUAGUGAUAUUUCAAUUCAAA